Messenger RNA from Capsicum annuum, 759 nucleotides. Its product is annotated as glycine-rich protein 5-like. The transcript is spliced from 2 exons. The coding region runs from base 94 to 531 and encodes 145 amino acids. Lineage: Eukaryota; Viridiplantae; Streptophyta; Magnoliopsida; Solanales; Solanaceae. The record is from RefSeq and is a predicted model, not a curated record.
UACCAUACAACAGUAGAAGUAAAAACUUACCAUAAUUUUCUUGUGUGUGUGUAAGAGAGAGAGAGAUAGAGGGUAUAGUUAAGUGUGAAGAAAAUGGCAAGGUGGAAUAUAAUGUUUGUGUUUGUACUUGUACAUGUUGUCACUGCAAGAAACAUUCCUCAAGUGGCCAAACCUAAUGAACCUGUGACUCAGGUUCAGCAUCAGGGUGCAACGGUAAACACCGUGGUUAUAAGUACAGCACCAACACCUAGCGCAGGACUUGAUGACAAAAAGAAUUUCAUCUCAUUUGGAGGGGUUGGUGGCUGGGCAGGAAUUGGUGGCUAUGCUGGUGUGUUGCCUACUUUUGGUGGCAUUGGUGGCGCUGGUGGAAUAGGCGGUGCUAGUGGAAUCGGAGGGCUAGGUGGUCUUGGUGGACUUGGUGGUGGUGCUGGUGGCUUUGGUGGUGGUGUUGGAGGACUUGGUGGUGGUGGCGGUGGUGGUGGUGUAGGUAUUGGUGGUGGAGUUGGUGGUAUCGGUGGUAUCAAACCCUAGAAAAUUUUAAAGUUAUUGCAUGCAUGUGUAAUAUUAUUAUCCUAUGUUUGUGUCAAGUGUACGUCUAGUGUUUUGAGGUUUUCACGUAUUACUGUAUUAAUUAGUAGUAUUUUCCUAGGGAUAUGGUUUUCAUUUCCAAGUUAUUGGAAUUGUUGGCUUGAUUUGUUUCUAAGUUAAUGGUGUAUUAGUUACUGGCUGAAAAAAUAUUGCUCCUUUUUUUUUUCCUAA